This is a messenger RNA of Vollenhovia emeryi, 1041 nucleotides long. RefSeq lists its product as uncharacterized. Bases 1 to 1041 code for a protein of 346 amino acids. The transcript has a single exon. NCBI's taxonomy places the organism in Eukaryota, Metazoa, Arthropoda, Insecta, Hymenoptera, Formicidae. The record is from RefSeq and is a predicted model, not a curated record.
AUGCAUGAUUUUGAUGAAGGAGUAUAUAAGUAUGGAAUGAGCCAUAUAUUACAUCACUACAUUUACAAUAUAAAAAACAUAACUCUUAAUACUUUAAAUGAUCGUUUGAAAGGUUUUGAUUAUACGUCAAAUAAUAUUUCAAACAGACUUCCAGCUUUAAGAGAGCAUGAAGUGAAAAAGAAACAUUUGUCUUUUUCUGCUAAUGAAAUGAGUAAUUUUUUGCUUCUAUUUCCAUUUCUUGUUGGAGAAGAUGUUUCUUAUGACGAAGUAUGGGAAUAUUAUUUGAUUUUACGUAAAAUUCAUGAUUUGGUUAAUGCAAAAUAUCUCCAAAAGGAAUGCGCUGGGUUGCUCGGAGUAUUAGUAGAGGAACAUCACGUAAAAUAUUGCAAUGUUUUUAUGGAUAAUCUAAAACCAAAACAUCAUAAUAUGACACAUUAUAAAACUAUAUUGAAAAAAAGUGGACCUCCAUCCCAUUUAAGUGUUGCACGAUUUGAAUCCAAAAAUAGAUUAUUGAAACUUGCUGCAAAUGCCACGUGUUCUCGUAAAAAUAUAACGCAUUCACUUGCUGUAAAAGAACAGUUGUAUCUUUGUUAUAGAUUUUCAUCUAAAAUAGGUUUGAUUGAUAAUCAGAAACUAGGUUCGAUACUUUUUGCGGAUGACAUCUCAUAUUUCAAUAAUUACUCUACAUUUAAGAACUCUUUACCAGCAAAUUUUAUAGGCAAAUGUUUAGAACUUUCUUGGGCUCAAUUUAAGGGAAUUUGUUAUAAACCUAAUUUAUGUGUAGUUGUCAACAUAUCUUUUGAUCAUCUUCCUCAGUUUGGCAUUGUGAGACACGUUUUGUGUAAUGAUUCUAAUUUAUGUUUAGUAUACCAAAAUCUUCUUAAUAAGAGAUUCUGCAAAAAUCUUCAUGGUUGGGAAGUUGAAGUACUGUCUGAAAUGUCUUGUAUUCUUGUGGAACAUUUAUGUCAUCCUUUUCCUGCUAUUAUUGCACGUUUACCCAAAAGUGGAAGUCUAUUGGUCUCAACGAAAUAUGCUUUGUAA